Boleophthalmus pectinirostris (great blue-spotted mudskipper) is the source of this 2068-nucleotide messenger RNA. Its product is annotated as zinc finger protein ZFP2-like. The record is from RefSeq and is a predicted model, not a curated record. The transcript is spliced from 5 exons. Gene Ontology annotation, biological process: regulation of transcription by RNA polymerase II. Lineage: Eukaryota; Metazoa; Chordata; Actinopteri; Gobiiformes; Gobiidae. Gene Ontology annotation, molecular function: DNA-binding transcription factor activity; RNA polymerase II cis-regulatory region sequence-specific DNA binding. Bases 144 to 1853 code for a protein of 569 amino acids.
AACCCGGAAAAGCCUGCUUCUCCUGUAUCCAGUUUAUUGUGCGUCAGCAAGAGUUCUUUGAGCUUAUUUCCAAAGUAGUAAAAGAGUAAAACAGUGUUCUUUAAGUAAUGAUCUGAAGGCCUCGGCGUGACUGUGAUGUUACCAUGAGCUCCUCGGUUUGCCUGCACGCGGAGCUCGCUGCGGUCAUCGAGAGACUGGUGCUCGCGGCUGUGACGGAGCUCCAAAGACUCACAAAGCGCGAGGAGGAGGAGGUGAAACGACUGGAUACAGACACCCAACAACACACCAUGGUGCAGUUUGCCUCAGUGAUGGAGACUCUGGGCAAUGAGGCUUUGGGGAAAAUCCUCAGUAUUUUGGACACAGUCGCAGUAGAACUAAAACUGGACAAACUAAACAAUCCACCUCCAACAAAAUCCCAUGUUCUCUACAUCCUUCAGGGCUCCAGGGUGGGGGUUGAACAUUCAUAUGGUGCAGGUGACAACAUGAGCAGGGGCCAGCCCAUUAUUGAAGACCACUGCUAUGGAACAAAUGACAAGACAACUGACAAAGAUCUGCCCUCUCAAGAGUGUCUGCUAUUAGAGGAACAAGGCUGUGCCAAUGCAGAGGUUACUCCUGCCAUAAGUGUUCAAGACAAAUCGGAAAACAGGAGCCUCACUGCUGUUGGUAAAAAGAGGACACACUCAAACAAGACAAAGCUCUGUAAAUCUAAGAUUAAACCACAGGACACAUGUUCUCAAAGAGAUUCAGACAUGUCUGAAUACCUCAUUGAAGACCGGUCAGAGGAAGAGCCAGUCAAUCUCAUCAGCAAAAUCAAAUGUGAAAAUGAGGAUUCUAGUUUAGAAAGAGCUGAAGAGAUGCAUGACUCUGUGAGAUCAAGUCCUGAAACCUUUACUUUAGCCCAUAGCUCCUCAUCUUUUGUACUCAAGACAUGGUGCUUCAACUGCACCAUCUGUGGCAUAGACUUCAGCAGCGAGUUUGCUUUCAGAGUGCAUAUGUCUUCUCACACAGUGGACAAGCCCUUUAAAUGUCCGACAUGUGACAGCAGUUUCAAUAAGGCCAACUCCUUAAAGAUGCACAUGUACAAACACACAGGAGAUUACCCCUUUAAGUGCCCAGAGUGUGGGAAGGGCUAUGCUGACAAAGACAAGCUGAAGGGACACCUGAGCAUCCACACUGGGCAGAAGCCCUUCGCCUGUAAGGUCUGUGGAAACACCUUCACAGCCAAGACCAACCUGCACCGCCACAUGCGCUCGCAUUCUGGCACCAAGCCAUACACAUGCUCCGAGUGUGGGCGGGGCUUCACACGCUCUCGGACUCUCAAAGAUCAUAUGACUGUUCACUCUGGGGUUCACCCAUUCAAAUGCUCUUUCUGCAACCGUUCCUUCAACCAUAAAGUGAAUCUGAUAGUCCAUGAGCGCAUCCACACAGGUGAGCGUCCCUAUGUCUGCUCAUUGUGCUCUAAAGCCUUUCGCACCACAGUGGCUCUGCAUGUUCACCAGCGCGUGCACACAGGAGAAAAGCCCUAUAUUUGUGAUGUGUGUGGCCGGGCUUUCAGCCAGCAGAGCAGUCUGUGUGUCCACAAACGCGUGCAUUUAAAUGAGCGCAGCUACAUCUGCCACACCUGCAACAAGAGCUUCAACAACCCCCAGAACCUGAAGCUGCACGUGCGUGUGCACAGCGGUGAGAGGCCUUAUGUGUGUGAGCUGUGUGACAAAACCUUUGUGCAGAAUGCACACUUGCGCACACACACGAUGCACAUGCACUCAGGAGUGAAGCAAUGUAUGUGUGAACACUGUGGUAAAGUGUAUGCUGACAGACGCACACUCCGAGUGCAUAAGUGUGUGUACAAAUGACCCUGUGAACAGCAGAGACAGAUGAGGUGCUGAAAACAUCUAAUAAACUUAUUUAAAUGAAAAAAAAUCUCUCAGGGAUUUACACAAAUUGUAUUUGUUUACAAAUGUUAUUUUGGAGUUUUAAAUGCAUUACAAUGUUUGUUAAAAGAUGGCAUUAUUUGGAGCUUUAAGUGUCUUGUACAGGUUUUUCAAUUUAGGAAAUAAAGAAAAAAAUA